CAUUUUACGCAUGCGCGCUAAAGAGGAAACAGGAGAACUGAAUUCUCCGGAACUCCUGAUAGCAUGAACACGCGAAAUAAAGUACUGUAAAAAGCAUAAUAAGAUUUUGUGUUUGAGUUCAUGACUAGACUCAGCUAAAAGUUCUGUUAUAACACUGAGGACAGGUGUUAUUAACCCACGAGGCCAAGGACUUCGAGAUGACUUCUCUGUUUCUACACAAGAAAAGAAUGGGUCAUUCAGAAAGCAGACCAGUGUGGCCAUCUCUUCCUCUUGCUAUUAUUGAGGAAAUUUUUCUAAACCUGCCUGGCCAGCAAGUGAUUUGUGUGUGCCGCCUGGUGUGUUCUGAGUGGAAGUCGGUGGUGGACAGCACUGCGUUUUGGAGAAAGCGAUGCCGUAGCGAAGGACUCAAGCCUCUCACUAUCCACAAAGUCCCAAGACAUUGGCAGAUGACUUAUUUUCUAUGUAAAAUGAGACGGAAUCUGUUGAAGAACCCCAAUGCGGAUGAAGGCUUUGCUGGCUGGAAAAUCGAAGAAAAUGGAGGUGAUGGAUGGAUUAAAGAUUGUAUUUUUGUACCUCAUCCAGAUGAGACUGUAACAAAAUGCUUUGUUACCUCUUAUGAGCAAUGCAAAAAGAGUCAGCUGAUCAACCUAGAAGAAGAAGGGUACAGUCCUGCAAUUAUGGAUGAAAUACAGCCUGACAUUGUGAUAUCAGAUUGGUAUGCUCCACGGUGGGACUGUGGCAGUGAAUAUCAAAUUCAAAUCGAGUUACUCAAUCACCAGAAGAGGACUGUCCAGUCAUUUGUGUCAGCACCUGUGUUUUUUCCUCAAUGGAAUGAUCAGAAAUGGGAAGAGAUGACAUAUACCUUUAAGGACUAUGGACCUGGUGUUCGAUUUAUCCGUUUUAAGCAUGGAGGGAAGGACACACAGUACUGGGCUGGACAUUAUGGAAUAAGGGUUACUCACAGUAGUGUGGAAAUCUCCUCAUAAGCAUAACAUAGAAAUAAUACAGAUGAUAUGUAAAAUGAUAGUGAUUAAGAAAGUGGUAGCUUAGUGGUUAAGGUGUUGGACUACUGGUCGGAAAAUUGUGAGUUCAAACCCCAGGUCCAAUAAGCUGCCACUUCUGAGUCUCUGAGCAAGGCUUUUAACCCUCAGUUGCGGUAUAAUUUGUUGAUAAAUGUAAGUCACUGUGGAUAAGGGUGUCUGCCAAAUGUCUGAAUGUAAAUGAUUACUGCAAUUAUUUAUACUAAUAUGCUUAAAAUAUGUCUGUGGUGUUCAAUAUGAUGGAAAGAAUAUUAAACAGAGAAUACUGUGAGAUGUUAUAAAAAUGUAAUCCAAAUAUUUAUAAAAUAAUCAGCAUAAUAUAAUUCUUACAUAUAAUUUGUAAAAUCAGCUAAAUGCAUUUUUUAGAUCUAAGGUAACAAUCAGCAAAUUUUGAUCUGUGCAAAAUAUUAAAACAUUAAAAUAUCAUAUUGGUUUCUUCCUUUUACUUUUGAAAAAAUCAUAUUUAAUGAAAAUAAUGCUUUAAAAGUGUAACACUCACAGACAUUACUUCACUCUUGGUGAAUAAACCUACCAUAUUUAAUUUACCAUAAGUAUCUGCUCCCCCUACAGUAGCUGAAGCAGCAUUUGACUAGAAAUGUAAUUAGCAAUGAGCAGCGAUAAUGUAUGUAUUUCAUAGAUGUUUUCAUUCUAUAUAAUGUACACAGAUUUGUUUAUUUGUAUGCUUUGUAUGCUGUAUGUAUAUAUGUAUAUAUAUGUGUGUGUGUGUAUAUAUAUAUAUAUAUGUGUGUACACAUAUGUUUACAUAUUAGCUAUAUAUAUAUAUUUACACGUGUUUACAUAUUAGCUUUAUAUAUAGCUAAUAUGUAAACAUAUGUGUAAAUGUUUUUUUCUUUUUGUUAUUGUUUUUCUUUUUCCUGUUUCUGCACCGUAUGACAGAGAAAUUUCUAUUUAGAAAUUUCAAUCCUCUGUAUGUCCUAUAUACAUAUAGCAGUAUUGACAAUAAAGCUGACACUGACUCUGA
Messenger RNA from Tachysurus vachellii, 2022 nucleotides. Its product is annotated as F-box only protein 6-like. Gene Ontology annotation, biological process: SCF-dependent proteasomal ubiquitin-dependent protein catabolic process; glycoprotein catabolic process. The coding region runs from base 198 to 986 and encodes 262 amino acids. Gene Ontology annotation, cellular component: SCF ubiquitin ligase complex; cytoplasm. Gene Ontology annotation, molecular function: protein binding; ubiquitin protein ligase activity. The transcript is spliced from 7 exons. The record is from RefSeq and is a predicted model, not a curated record. NCBI's taxonomy places the organism in Eukaryota, Metazoa, Chordata, Actinopteri, Siluriformes, Bagridae.